Molecule: messenger RNA, 4203 nt
Organism: Carcharodon carcharias (great white shark)
Lineage: Eukaryota; Metazoa; Chordata; Chondrichthyes; Lamniformes; Lamnidae
Gene: znf516
Product: zinc finger protein 516
Exons: 7
Coding region: 438-4136 (1232 amino acids)
Biological process (GO): regulation of DNA-templated transcription
Cellular component (GO): nucleus
Molecular function (GO): RNA polymerase II cis-regulatory region sequence-specific DNA binding; DNA-binding transcription factor activity, RNA polymerase II-specific
Source: RefSeq, a predicted model, not a curated record
UCGUUUCUCUAGAGACAGUUGCAUUUUUUUAGUGGAGUGCAUUUUUUUUGCUGUUGCAAAGGGGAGUGAAUUUGUACAAGCGGUUGUGAGGAGAUCAACUGCGCUGGAGAGUUUUACAGGAAACUUAAUUCAAUUCUACAAGACAAGAUGCUUCAGUAUCAGAGGAGCUGUGAAUGGAGCUGGACAAUUUGGGAUGGUCAGCAAGCAGUUAAAUUCCUAGCCUUAUGAAAGAGGAAAGGUUGCUGAUGAAACAGUUGAAGGCUUUGGCCGCUCCUUUGAACGAUAGGUGCAACUAAUGAGUCCAACCACCGAAAGUCAGAACUCUUUGACUAAGUUUGACAGCUGAACACCUCUAUAAUGAUGGCAUUUAAAGGGGUGAAACCUUGAUAGGUUCCCAGGAGCAAACAGUAGAGAAGGAGCCUUGCAUAGUAGCUAUUAUGGUGUUGCCAAGCAAGCGUUUGAGGAACAAGCCGGUUGUGAAGGAGCAAAAAGACAUGGAGUUGCAGGAAGACAAAGCGACAGAAAACCUGAGCACACUACACCCUGCCCUUUGCGAUGGAGACGAUGGAGAUGAGAAGAAGGCUGAAAAAUUUACUUGCCGCAUUUGUGAAAAGAGCUUCACCUUCCUCAGUGUUCUGUCGGUCCACAUGCGGACCCAUACUGGUGAGAAACCCUAUAAAUGUCCGUAUUGUGGCCAUAGAGCUUCUCAGAAAGGGAACCUUAAAAUACACAUCCGGACGCACAAAAUGGGAGACUUGAGUGAGGGGCAUGAAAUGAAUUUGGGAGAGCAACAACUCAAAGAGCCCAGUGCUUCGGACAGCUUGGAUACGUCCGCCAGCUCUGCCCAGAGUAUCCCAUCCUGCGGUAAGACACAGGUAGAGAAUGGGAAGAUUGUUCUAAGGAGGCUUAAAAAAGAGAAGGAGGUUCUGCUGAAUGCCAGUGAUAGUGCCUUCACAUUCCAAUGUUCGUGUUGUAAAGGAAGGUUUGAGAAGCAGGACCAAUUGGAUCAGCACAUGCAACUACUGCACAAGUCAUAUAAGUGCAGACUUUGCGAGUAUGUCACGCUAAGGGACGAUGAAUUGCUGAGCCAUAUAGAAAAAAUCCAUAUCACAGUGGAAAUGCCAAAAAACGAAGGGGAGAGUGAGAAGGUUGAACACCCCGCCAGUGAGUUCACGUGUGAAACAUGCCAUCAGACCUUCAACCAGUCCUGGUUUUUGAAAGCUCACAUGAAGAAACACAACAGCUCCUUCGAGUAUGGCUGCCAUGUCUGCGGGCGCAGGUUCAAGGAACGUUGGUUCCUCAAGAACCACAUGAAGGUGCACAGUGCCAGGAACAGAAACAGAAACAAAGUCAGUAAAACUGACUCUGAGAGCUUACCCACCAUUAACAACGUGGUGCAGGAGGACAGAAUGAGCAUUGCGUUUUCACAGUACAAAAUCUGCAUGAAAUGUGGCUACGUCUUCCCCAGCGGGGAAAGCUUAAAGGAGCAUGAGAGACUACACUUUCGAACAUCUGAGGAGCUUUCUGAAGAACAGGCAAAGGCUGUAAGGAAGGCAGUGGUUAGUGACACCACUGAAAACUCCACAAAGGACCGUUUCCUCAGGUCUCUGAACUUGAGGCCAUCUGUGACACUAGACACUUCGAAAAGUCGCUUGUUUGCAAAGGGCAUUGCUGAACUGGACCCUGUGAGUAGCUAUCAAGCUUGGCAUUUGGCCACCAAGGGAAAAGUCGCAGAACUCACUGAGUACGCAAGGCACGGUGGGUUAGACGUGAAUCUUCCCAACGCUGACAUCACGUACGAUAAGCAUAAAGGAGAGUACAUUCUCUUUGAUGCUGAGAAGCGCAAACGAGAACAAGACACUUACAACAGCGGUUUUCCAAAGAGACGUAAUAGGACGAGUAGUGCGCCGGAGAGAGAUAGCCAGCUGACCGACUCUGGGGAGGGCAACAGUGGCACCGAUUUCAGAUCUGCGUCUCAUCACAGCAGGAGGUCAUCGCAGAAUAAAAGUACGGAGUGUUUGGAAUGCGGGAAGGCAUUCCGGACCUAUCAUCAGGUGGUGCUGCAUUCCAGAGUUCACAGAAAGAACAGAGGGAGUGAACGUGAAGGUGCACGGGCAUGUCAGGAGCUUAGGCGUGGUUCCACAAGUGAAGUGGACUCCACUUCAACCAGUAGGCCCAGCACUCCGAGCUCACCUUCAGCCCCAGAAGAUGCACUGGCACCAGGGCUGGUGGAAGAAGAUACCGACAGCUCCGAAGAGGGAAUGGAGGUGCAGAUGGUUAAUGAAGCACAGACAGAGUCAGAAAAAGGAGAAAAGCCAUACAAAUGUAUUCCUUGCGACUACACAGUGACUGAAUCACCUCCACUCAAGUGCCACUCAGCCUAUCAUCGCACGGCUCCUCAGAAUGAGUCUCAGGAAGACAUUCCACAUCCCACCAACAGGAUUCAUGACCCUUUGCCUGAUACACCAGGAAUCAGUCUUUCUUAUGGGGAUGCAACUUGCUGUUUGGAUGCUGAAGGGGUCGCUACAGCUUCUGGGGAAUAUGGUCCUAUUUCUGAAACACAAGUACUGAGGGGACAACAGGAAGAGGAGCUUACUGGAUCUUACGGAGUCACAGUAAAUAUCCUUAAGUCCAACUCACCACCAGGUUGUCAGAACACAUCAAACAGUGGAAGGAAUUCAGGGUCACCUCUAGUGGAGAAGUCAAAUUGCAACAUUUUAAGCGUUGAAGGACCUUCAGACGAAGCGGAUAAAGUGCACACCAAUGAGACCAACACAAAUACAGUUCAGGAUGAGUUUCCUUUGGAUUUGACCUUAACAUUUUUCAAAAACGUUACUUACAAGGAUAAUUUCUUUUUGAAGGGUUCAUCUACCUCACCGCCACAGGAUACGAUGGUCACACAUUUUUGCCAGUUUUGUAAUCACACAACCCUUUACCCUGAAGUGCUCCUGAUGCAUCAGCGUGUCCUACACAAGCUAGACCUCAAUAGGCCUGCUCCGAAAUGGCUAGCCAAGAAUGGGUUGAAAGCCAUGAACCACGACUUGGUCGGUGUUAAGAGGAGUCGACGCACAGGCCCUCCUCUCAUACUGAACGGUAAAGAGAGCUCUCCCACGCUCACCUCUAGACAGGUACAUGCCCACCCUGGGUGCCAAAGACAAUCACCAAUGCCCGAAGCGGCUGCCUUGUUGUCAGGGAUCGCCAGCCAGCUACUUGACCCAUCGCAGCCCAGAGUUUCCCUCCCUCUUGCAGGUCCAGGUCCAGAUUCUAACUGGUACCAGCGAGCAAACUGCCAUAAGCAGUAUGGUUUUAUUUCAGAACAGAAAGUGCAGUCAAAUGUACGUUUAGAGCACAAAACGUUACAAGCUGGUAAUUUUGAAAAUAAGUUUGUUAAUGGACAUGCCGCAGCUCUGAGGUAUGGAAUGCCAACCAAGGGUAUCACAAAAGAUCGAUUUUUUCAGGAGGUCGGUGUGGGUGGCUCCAUUUCUGGUAAUCAUUGCCAAUCGUACCCAACAAACAUCCAAAUCAGCCCAGAGCCAGAAUGCCAGAGCUUGCCCAGAGCGGCCCAGCAGACUAAGCCUAAAGCGAACGCUCUGUUUCAACCAGAGUGCGGGUCAGUAGGUGCAAGUGAGCUGACGUCAGGGCACUGCGCACAAGAUGGCAAGAUGAAUCCAUUGAUGCCACGCCACUCCAGUCCAGCGGGACUCUCUACGUCUUUACGCACUGUCGAGCAGGAGUCACCACCAGAACCGAGACAUAGGACAAAGCAUAUGGAUGCUUUUAACAUGCUGACGAGCUACGGCCCGCAAGAUCUGUCUUCUUUAUAUCAAAGCUGGGGAGCGAACAGUCCCUUUGUGGAUCCAAAACGCGAAACAAUGCAAAAGUCCUUCUGCAGUCCUCAAGUGGUGAUGGCAGAGAGACCUUUCCAAUGCAGAUACUGUCCUUACAGUGCCUCACAGAAGGGGAACCUGAAAACACACGUACAAUGUGUUCACCGCAUGCCAUUCGACAACACCCAGUACCCGGACCGCCGGUUCAGACUCUCGCGGAGUGACAUCGAUCUCUACAAAGCAAUGGAGAAACAGUUCGGUCAUUUUCCAACAGGCUGCCAGGCUUCAGGACCAGCAGUACUGGAAUGAGAUUGUCUCUGAACCUAUUCCUGGUCUGGAAAUUUCAGGAUAUUUCCAUUCACAUACAUUCACUGAG